AUGAAGUUACCCUGGUUUAUUCCUCAAUUAAGACAUGUUGAAGAUUACACCCUUGAUUAUGAAGAUGAUGCUUCUACAAAGUCAGAUUCAGAUGAGCUCGAAAUAAAGGAGUACAGGGACGAAGCAUAUCGUCCCUGGUAUAAAUUUUUCGAUGAAUAUGAAUAUCGGGAAACUACUGAAAGGGCCGCCCGCUUUAAACUUUGGGAUUGGUUUCCUGAAGGGGCUCUGAAAGCUGAAAAAAAAUUGAUUACCAAACUAGAUUGUACACUUGCUUUGACUACCUUCGUCUCAUAUUUUUUUAAAUACUUGAAUCAAUCCAAUCUUAAUAAUGCUUAUAUAAGUGGUAUGCGUGAAGACUUGAAUUUAACGGGUGACUGGUUGGUGAACACCCAAGCUAUAUUCACUGUAGGUCAAGUUGUUUUCGAGCUACCAUUUAUUUUCUUACUUCCUAGGAUUUCAAUAACUUAUCAUUUAUUCUUUUUUGAAAUGUUGUGGGGGAUUUUUACUUUGGCAACAGCAAGAGGGAAUGCACACUCAAUUCAAGCCUUGAGAUUCCUUGUGGGUGCUUCUGAAGCAAUUUUUUUUCCAUCUGCUCACUUCUGUCAACCGUUAUGGUAUAAGAGUGAUGAAAUAGGUCGAAGAUUAGGGUGGAUGUAUGUAGGGAACUUCCUAGGAAUAUUAUCCCUGUCUUUGAUUUCUGGGAGGGCAGUACAGAAUCCUCCACCCGAAUAUAAAGGUUGGCAAUUUAUUUUUAUCAUAGACGGGAUUAUUUCAAUAGUAUUUGGUGCCCUAUUAACUUUAUUUUUACAUCCUGGGACUCCACAAAGAUGCUAUUCCAUUUGGCUAACUGAUGACGAGAUUCGGUUGGCAAGAAAAAGAAUGAAAACUGAUAACGUGGAUAUUAAUCAUGAUGUUAAAUCCUUCUUCGAUAAACAAACUUGGAAGAAUAUUUUAACUUCAUGGCAUUUUUAUAUUUUCAGUAUUGCUCAAGUAUGUGGAUUUAAUACUAAUAGUGCAUCGUCUGGUUCUUUUGGGUUAUGGCUCAAGUCGUUAAACAGAUACUCUACUUCAAAAGUUAAUCAAUUGACUGCGUUGCCUCCGGCUUUAGGGAUACUUUGGGUCAUAAUUGUUUGUUUUGGAGCUGACUUCACCCGAAAACGAUUUGCCUUUAUAAUUUUUUCAAUGGUGAUGAAUUUUGUUGCAAAUCUUAUUUUAGCUAUUUGGGAUGUUGAUGAGUCUACUAAAUGGGCCGGCUAUUUACUAGCUUAUUUUUCAUGGUCUCAAAGCUCCGUAUUCAACCCAUUGAUAAGUGAUAUAUUAAGAUUUGAUCAAAACCAGAGGUCCAUUGAAUGGAUGAUAAUUUACAUUAUAGGACUUCAGUCAUCCGCCUGGAUAAGUAAGUUAACAUUUCCAACUAGUGAAGAGCCAAGAUAUCCAAAAGGUUUCUCUUCCUGUGCAGGCUUCAGCAUUGGCUUUAUCUUACUCGUCUCUAUAGCUUAUUUUUUUUAUAGGCGUGAUGAAAGACACAAUGCUAUCAAGCAUGGAAUAUACCUUUACGAUAGCAGCAAAGGAGAACUUCCGGAAGAAAUCCAACCAAAAGUCAAGCAAAGUGGUCAAAGAGAUAAUAAAACACCUAGUAUUGAAGAGAGAAUUGACUUCAUAGAAUAAUCAU
Messenger RNA from Hyphopichia burtonii NRRL Y-1933, 1672 nucleotides. Its product is annotated as MFS general substrate transporter. The coding region runs from base 1 to 1668 and encodes 555 amino acids. The transcript has a single exon. Gene Ontology annotation, cellular component: membrane. Gene Ontology annotation, molecular function: transmembrane transporter activity. The record is from RefSeq and is a predicted model, not a curated record. NCBI's taxonomy places the organism in Eukaryota, Fungi, Ascomycota, Pichiomycetes, Serinales, Debaryomycetaceae. Gene Ontology annotation, biological process: transmembrane transport.